AUGACCACCGACCCCGACGGCGACUCGCAAAUGGCCUCCUCUCCCGAAUCUACGCAUCACCUCACGUCCGACGACUCGCCCGCCGGUGCCCGCACGCCCACCAACGCCAUUCCGCGCUCCCAGUUCGCCGGGGCCGCCGCCGAGCUGUCCCCGCCCGGAUCCCAGACGCACCCCACGUCGAUGGAUCUCAGCGGGAUCAUGGGGCCGGGUAAGGGUGGACCGGAGGCAAUGACGGAGUCCCUGCGCGCGGCGGAGGGGCAGCAGCAGAAGCUGCCGUCGUGGAUGAGCAAGCGCGCGGAGGAGGAGUACCAGCGGGCGAUGGAAGCCGUGGUGGAUCAGGAUUUUAAUCUGGAUGAGUUUGGUGAUCCGUUUGACGAGAGCGAUAUGAAGGAGAAACUGCUGUGA
Aspergillus terreus NIH2624 is the source of this 405-nucleotide messenger RNA. RefSeq lists its product as uncharacterized. The record is from RefSeq and is a predicted model, not a curated record. The transcript is spliced from 3 exons. NCBI's taxonomy places the organism in Eukaryota, Fungi, Ascomycota, Eurotiomycetes, Eurotiales, Aspergillaceae. The coding region runs from base 1 to 405 and encodes 134 amino acids.